Messenger RNA from Grammomys surdaster, 1196 nucleotides. It is a transcript of the gene Arl6ip4, whose product is annotated as ADP ribosylation factor like GTPase 6 interacting protein 4. The record is from RefSeq and is a predicted model, not a curated record. NCBI's taxonomy places the organism in Eukaryota, Metazoa, Chordata, Mammalia, Rodentia, Muridae. The transcript is spliced from 5 exons. The coding region runs from base 336 to 1022 and encodes 228 amino acids.
CGCAGAAAGGCAUGCUGUGGGCUAAUGGUUGAUGUGGGAACCCGGCAGUCUCGAGACUCAUCUCGGUGGAGCCAGGCAGCCCUAUUGCAGUUGAGGAAAGCUGCAGAGCUCCCUCCACGUAGCCCAAAGUCCAGUGCGCAGGCGUGUGGGCGGGGCAGGCCCUUAAAGGGACCCCGGUGCGGAGUCGAAGCCCGGGGCUCUCUCCGGCAGGAAUGGGUGCUAGGCGCCCCGAGGAUCAGGCCUCGUUGGCGCUGAGUUUGGUUUCACCUCUGCGGACGUGUUCAAGAAGAGUCGCAGGUUAAGCGCUUUUCUUCCGGUCUCUAGCCCGCCUCGCUAUGGCUCACGUUGGCUCUCGCAAGCGCUCGAGAAGUCGCAGUCGGUCCCGUGGUCGGCGAGGGUCAGAAAAGCGAAGUAAGAAGAGUAGUAAGGACGCCUCGAGGAACCGUUCGGCUUCCAAAUCCCAAGGUCACAAGGCCAGCACCUCUGGUGCUGAGGAGAGAAGCAAGCACAAGGCCCGGAGGACAUCGAGAUCCAGUUCUUCCUCCUCCUCCUCUUCCAGUUCUUCUAGCUCCGCCACGUCCUCAUCCUCCAGUGAUGGCCGGAAGAAGCGAGCCAAGCACAAGGAAAAGAAGAAGAGGAAGAAGAAGAAGAAACGGAAGAAGAAGUUGAAGAGGAAAGGCAAGGAGAAGGCAGUGAUGGCGCACCAGGUUGAGGCUCUUCCUGGCCCCUCACUGGAUCAGUGGCACAGAUCAGCUGGGGAGGACAGUGAUGGCCCAGUCCUGACAGAUGAGCAGAAGUCUCGUAUCCAGGCUAUGAAGCCCAUGACGAAGGAGGAAUGGAACGCUCGACAGAGUGUUAUCCGAAAGGUGGUGGACCCAGAGACGGGACGCACAAGGCUCAUCAAGGGAGACGGUGAGGUUUUAGAGGAAAUCGUGACCAAAGAACGACACAGAGAGAUCAACAAGCAAGCCACCCGAGGGGAUGGCCUGGCCUUCCAGAUGCGAGCGGGCCUGCUUCCCUGAGCGCCCUGCCAUCCCAGGUGUGUGAACCACUGUUAGUGGCUUGGAGACUGAUGAGUCCAGGUGCCUUUUCUACUGUGCCUUUCCUACAGCCCAGCAUCCUCUUGGGUGCAGUGGGUGGCCCGAGCACCGAAUUUGGACAGCAGAGUGUCCCUAUUAAAUGAUGUUGGUCACAGA